This is a messenger RNA of Centropristis striata (black sea bass), 1882 nucleotides long. RefSeq names its product HEXIM P-TEFb complex subunit 1 (gene hexim1). The coding region runs from base 503 to 1606 and encodes 367 amino acids. Gene Ontology annotation, cellular component: nucleus; cytoplasm; nucleoplasm. Gene Ontology annotation, molecular function: cyclin-dependent protein serine/threonine kinase inhibitor activity; 7SK snRNA binding. Gene Ontology annotation, biological process: negative regulation of cyclin-dependent protein serine/threonine kinase activity; negative regulation of transcription by RNA polymerase II. The record is from RefSeq and is a predicted model, not a curated record. The transcript has a single exon. Lineage: Eukaryota; Metazoa; Chordata; Actinopteri; Perciformes; Serranidae.
UGGAUUUGUGGACUAUGUAGUCCAGUGAGGAGGCCUCCGACAGCGCUUCGCUGGAAUCGAAACGGCAUCUCCCACAAUCCAACGGGCGAUACAAACUGCUGCAUGCGCACGGCUAGAGGCGGAGCUGCUAUAUAAACACGAGCUCCCUCUUCUUGAGCAGCACACUGGACACUGUUGUGACGGUGAAACGCCGUCUCCGAGUGAACGACAGCGUUGACAGCAUCGAAACAGUUAAUGGUAGUUAGCGACAGUUGCUCUGACAAACCCUUGGAGGAGUAGCAAGUGUUUACUGUUCAGAAGUUUACUUUUAAUUUUACGAGAGUUUGUUCUUUUACACGUAAGAACUCAAACUUUCUUUAGUGAUUUCGGCUCAUUCUGGAAAACGUAUAUUUUUGUUUAAAUUGAGUUUAACGUCUUUUAACGAACUUUGGAGCUCACUUUUGAGAGCGUGAAUAUGAUGUAAAAUUGGCUAAAAGCGGAGCCAUCAGAGCGGAACAUCAGGAUGACAGAGCCAGCGGAGCAGACCCAUCACCUGAAAACUUCAGGCAGCCCAUCAGGUGGGAGCAGCGGAGACGCGUUGGAGCAUCUCCCAGCCAGGAGCCGUGGAGGACCGGAGAACGGCAACAGGGGGCGACAGAGAGACCACAAGCAGCAGCAGCAGCGGCAGCGGGCGGAGAACUGUGGGGAUAUCAACACAGACAAGUUAUGGCAAAUGAAAGGCGGACAGAGGGAGGUGUGCCCUGCCUUAGCAGCCGGAAACGAGCUUUCAAAGUGCCCGACUGCAGCCCAGCCUCACCAGAAGCCCAAUCUUCUUGCAGCGGGUGAGGGUCAUCACCUCACACAGGGGAAAAACGGCGAAGACAGACCCCUGGAGAAGACUUUAAACCAAGAGGACAGUCACAUCGACUCCGACACUGGCUUAGAUGCGCGCCUGGGCAAAAAGAGGCACAGGCGCAGGACCUCCAGGAAGAAGCGCAACUGGAAGCCUUAUUCACAACUUUCCUGGGAUGAGAGGAAAGCCCUGGAUGAGAGAGAGACAGCCAGGGCUUCCCGUUUGAGAGAGGAGAUGUUCGCCAAAGGGCUCCCAGUGGCCCCCUACAACACCACCCAGUUCCUGAUGGACGAGCACGACCGAGAGGAGCCCGACCUCAACACCGAGACCGGGGUCAGGCGGCCGUCAGGGGUCGGCAUCCGCAUGGAGGAUACGGGCAGCGAGGAGGACCUCUUCGACAACGAGGAAGAGGAAGAUGAUGACGGCAGCGGCGGGGGCAGCGACGGCAUCGGGAGGGCCGGUAACGCAGGUGGGGAGUUUCUCCAGAGAGACUUUUCCGAGACCUACGAGAUGUACCACGUCGAGAGCCUGCAGAAUAUGACCAAGCAGGAGCUGGUGCAAGAGUACCUGGAGCUGGAGAAGUGCAUGUCCCGGCUGGAGGAGGAGAACAACCAGCUGAGGCGCGCCGUGGAGCCCGGGGGUCCGACCGUGGAGAGCUCCCUGGUCCGGCUCAGAGAGCUGGAGAGGGAACUGGAGAGACUGAAAGCUCAAAACACGGAGCUCCUCCUGCAGAACCAGCCGAGCAAUGACCGGGGCCAAGUCGCCACCAAUUAAAGGACAUGAUUCAAGAGGGGAACACCCCCUUUUCAAAAAGGUAAAACAUGGGACUGCUGCAUUUAUAUAUAUUAAAAAAAAAAAAAAAUUUGUCAUCAGUUUUCUGUAAUCAGUUUGUCAUUUGGACGAUGAGUCCUUGCAUUGCAAUGCAAUACUUGACGUUUCUUUUCUAUUUGGACUGUAAGGGUGUCCUGUUAUUUUUUUUUUCCAAGAAGAAAUGUAAAUAUUUCAAAAUUAAGAUUCUUUUUAUAAAGAGAAUGUAUUUGACAAUGAGAA